GGAACGACGGGCGCCGGGCACAGCGCGGAGCAGAUCGAGAGCAUGGAGCCGGUGAGAGACCGGGUCAUCAGGGUCACAUUCAACGCGGACGUGCAUUCCAGCAUCCAGUGGAACUUCAGACCCCAGCAGAGCGAAAUCUACGUGGUACCAGGAGAGACCGCACUGGCCUUUUAUAAAGCGAAAAAUCCUACGGACAAACCAGUAAUCGGAAUCUCUACCUACAAUGUAAUACCCUUUGAAGCAGGACAGUAUUUCAAUAAAAUACAAUGUUUUUGUUUUGAAGAACAGCGGCUAAAUCCUCAAGAGGAAGUGGACAUGCCUGUCUUUUUCUACAUCGAUCCAGAAUUUGCAGAGGACCCUAAAAUGGCAAAAGUUGACUUGAUCACCCUCUCUUACACCUUUUUCGAAGCAAAGGAAGGACAGAAGUUACCACUUCCUGGGUAUCAGUAAUAGACAAUCUGUACACAGUUGGACUCUUCUGCUACCUGACUUCCAGUUUUGAAACCCAUUUUUCCCUGGAAGGAACAACUGUGGGAGUACUGUGCGGUAUGAAAUUACAUUAAACCACCAUGGACACA
Molecule: messenger RNA, 578 nt
Organism: Eurypyga helias (sunbittern)
Lineage: Eukaryota; Metazoa; Chordata; Aves; Eurypygiformes; Eurypygidae
Product: cytochrome c oxidase assembly protein COX11, mitochondrial
Exons: 3
Coding region: 43-450 (135 amino acids)
Cellular component (GO): mitochondrial inner membrane
Molecular function (GO): copper ion binding
Source: RefSeq, a predicted model, not a curated record